This is a messenger RNA of Durusdinium trenchii, 1983 nucleotides long. The record is from the annotation of a GenBank genome assembly. NCBI's taxonomy places the organism in Eukaryota, Dinophyceae, Suessiales, Symbiodiniaceae.
AUGAGUGCCUCCGACCAAAGUGUCGGAUUGAGUGCUGGUGUCGGCGAUGUGCUUCAACGCCUUGCUGCAUUGGAGAAGCGAAUGGAUGCCAUUGAUAGCACUGAGAAAGGCGUGCUGCACAAGUGGCAAGGGCAGAUGAAGGACUCUGAGCUGGAACUCAACAGGAUCUCCGGCCAUUUGAGUGGAGUGAAAGACACCAUGCUGAGCCAACUAAAGGCGACGAACCGUGUUGAAGAGAAGUUGAGCAGCCAAAUGCAGGCUCUUCAGGCCAGCAUCCAGACCUGCGAGAAGCGCUGCACUCUGCUGGAACAACACCAGACCUCGCUGAGCGAGACAGUGAGCCAAAUGAUGAGGGAGAGAGCCCUCGAUGCUAGAGAAGACGAGCAAAAGCUGGAUGCUCAGGCGCACCUCCCGGAGGCUGAGCUGAAGGCCCAGCUGAAGGCAUUGGCCCAGAGGGUCGAGCUGGCGCUGGAAGGGCCAUCUCGUGCAGCUCCGGUGGCCAACGAAGGGCUUAUGCUGAAGCCGCAGGUGCAAGAGCUUCAGGCAGCGACGCAGCGCUUGCGCAAGGAGGUCUUGGACGUGAUGACCCGCUUGGAGGAGCAAGCGGUCCGCAUCUCGUCCUGCCGUGCCCGCUUGGACGAGCUGGAGUCCUCACAGCAGAUGCAGCAGAUGCAGAUGCAGAUGCCUUGGCUUUGCCUGAUAGGUCACCACAGAUGCUUGCAGCGAUGCAAGCGCAAGCGUUUCAAGGACAAGUGCCACAAAGUGGGUGCGCCGACCAAAGAGGCCACGCAGCUGGAGACGGUCACCGCGGGGUCACCAAGUCGAGCGAGAGACGGACUCUCGCCGAGCGGACGGGAGGCGGAGGGAGGCGAGUUGCUCAAGGUUGGUUUGUUCUUGGAGGAGAUUGCCUAUUUCAUGGAGGGUGGCCCGCCCGCGCUGGUCCGUGGCGACGAGACCAUCCAGCAGGUGGAUUUGGCAGUGGAGGCCGUCAUCUUAAAGCUCAAGGAGCGCGCCGACAAGCACAUGGAGGACCACACUGCUCAGGUCCGUGCAAAGAUUGUCAUCAUCCCCUCGGUGGACAAGACCGAGUUCGGUAGCGCAGUGCAGGUCUCCAGACAUCUAAAGUUGCUGCUUUUCCCGGUACUGAGAAGCCACCCCGCCCUUGCUAGUAGCUGGGGUCCCUUGCCCGCUGGGCGACUUUGGCGCAUGGCGUCUCUGGUGAUUGGCGCCUCGCGCGGCCUCGGCUUGGCCCUCACCGGGCAUCUCCUGCGAAGAGGGCCCGGACUGGUCCUGGCAGCACGACGGCCGAGCGGAGCAGGGGCUUUGGAGGAGCUGCAGAGGGAGUACCCCGACUCGCUGCGAGUGCUGGAGCUCGACGUCACGGACCCUUCCAGCGUCUCAUGUGCUGCUGAGCAAGCUGCGGUGAUCCUGGCGCAGCGUCAGCUGAAGGGGCUGGAACUCUUAUGCCAUACCGUGGGGCUCCUGCAAGACAAGGACCAUGGGGUCAUCCCCGAGAACCACCUUCAAAAGGUGGAUGCCAAGGCCAUGGCCUACUCCUUCGCAGUGAAUGCGAUCGGGCCUGUGCUAGUUUUGAAGCACUUCGCGCCGCUGCUGAAGUCGGGUGCGGCUGGAGAUGGUGACAGGCGAUCUUUGGCCAAGGCGAUCUUCUACAGCGCCCGGGUGGGCUCCAUUGGCGACAACGCCACAGGUGGCUGGUACUCCUACCGGAGCUCCAAGGCAGCUUUGAACCAGAUCCUCCGCAGCGCCUCGGUGGAGCUGCGCCGCUCCGCGGUGUGCUGCGUGGCGCUGCAUCCGGGCACCGUGGACACCGACCUCACGCGCGCCUUUGCGCGGGCCAGGGCCAAGUACAAGGUGCAAGACGUCAACGAAGCUGCUGAGAAGCAUUUGGCGCUGAUCGAUUCCUGGAGUAUGGCCGAUUCGGGGCAUUUCUUCGAUUGGCAAGGGAAGGAAGUGCCCUGGUAG